Amblyraja radiata (thorny skate) is the source of this 2830-nucleotide messenger RNA. RefSeq names its product exosome component 10 (gene exosc10). NCBI's taxonomy places the organism in Eukaryota, Metazoa, Chordata, Chondrichthyes, Rajiformes, Rajidae. Gene Ontology annotation, biological process: nuclear polyadenylation-dependent rRNA catabolic process; TRAMP-dependent tRNA surveillance pathway; poly(A)-dependent snoRNA 3'-end processing. The transcript has 25 exons. Gene Ontology annotation, molecular function: 3'-5'-RNA exonuclease activity; single-stranded RNA binding; nucleotide binding. The coding region runs from base 54 to 2669 and encodes 871 amino acids. The record is from RefSeq and is a predicted model, not a curated record. Gene Ontology annotation, cellular component: nucleolus; nuclear exosome (RNase complex).
GCACGCGUCGCCGCCGCCGCCGCUCUCGCGAGACGUGUGGGGCAGGCGGCAUCAUGGCGGCGGAGCGGGGCUCGGCCGAGGAGCGGGAGCAGGGGCAGGGCCUCAUCCCCGGCUUCAGCAACGUGGACACCUUCGUCAAGCAUGCUUUGGGGACAGUGGUAGCAGCCACUAAAGCUUCCAAUGGACUUCCACAAUUUGGUGACGAAUUUGAUUUUUACCGGAGUUUCCCUGGGUUUCAGUCAUUCUGUGAUGCGCAAGCUGAUCGACUCCUUAGUUGCAUGAGCCAGCUUAUGCAGUUCCACAACUGUAGGAGUAACAUCCGAGGACAAAACAAGGCGACAGAACUUGAAGACAAAUUUGACUUGUUGGUGGAUGCGAACGAUGUCAUCCUGGAACGAGUGGGGAUUUUGCUGGAUGAAGCUUCAGGUGUGAACAAGAAUCAGCAGCCAGUUCUUCCAGCAGGACUUCAGCCUCCAAAAACCAUUGUCUCAAGCUGGAAUCGAAGGAAUACGGAAACUAAAAGAUCAAAAUCUGAAACAUUCCGCUUGUUUCAUGCUAAAAACAUCCCACGGCCUCAGAUGAAAUUCAAGGACAAAAUCGACAACUCCAAUACACCUUUUGUACCGAAAUUAUUCAUCAAACCCAAUGCCCUGAAACCUCUCCCAGCAGUCCUUUCAAAUAGACGGAGUCGCCAGGAAAGGCCAGAGGAUCUUGAUGUGCCAGCAGCAUUGGCUGACUUCAUCCAUCAGCAGAGGACACAGCAAAAUGAGCAGAGCAUAAGUUCACAUCCUUAUCAGUAUGAGCUUAAUCACUUUGAGCCAGCAGAGGCUCUACUUGUCAAACGGGAGCCACAGAUGUACAAACCUUUGUCAGAGACCAACUUUCAGAUAAUCACAACCUUUGAAGAACUGGUGGAAAUGAAUGAAAAGCUUUUAAAGUGCAAAGAGCUUGCUGUAGAUUUGGAGCAUCAUUCAUACAGGAGUUUCCUGGGAUUAGCUUGCUUAAUGCAGAUAUCAACGAGGGAAGAAGAUUUUGUCAUUGAUACACUUGAACUACGCAGUGAAAUGUACAUUCUCAAUGAAGUCUUUACUGAUCCUUCCAUUGUUAAGGUUUUCCACGGUGCCGAUUCAGACAUUGAAUGGUUACAGAGAGAUUUUGGACUCUAUAUUGUCAACAUGUUCGACACUCACCAAGCUGCUCGCACUCUCAACCUGGGCCGGCAUUCCCUGGAUUACCUGUUGAAAUAUUAUUGUGAUGUGCAGGCUGAUAAACGAUACCAGCUGGCUGACUGGAGAUUACGACCACUGCCUAAUGAAAUGUUGCGUUACGCUCAAGAAGACACUCACUAUUUGCUGUACGUUUAUGACAAGAUGAAGAAUCAGUUAUGGGAACAAGGAAAUGAACAUGGGAAUCUCAUUCAACUGGUAUGGCAAAAGAGUAAAGAUAUUUGUCUCAAGAAAUACUGCAACCCAAUUUUUACUGAAGAAUCCUACCUUGAGCUGCACAGGAAACAGAAAAAGCAGCUCAAUACGCAGCAACUUACAGCAUUAAGGCUGCUUUACGCAUGGCGGGACAAGAUUGCACGACAGGAGGACGAAAGCACAGGAUAUGUCUUGCCCAACCACAUGAUGAUCAAAAUAGCGGAGGAGCUACCAAAAGAGUCUCAGGGGAUCAUAGCUUGCUGCAACCCUGUUCCUCCACUCAUUCGUCAGCAGGUCAAUGAACUGCAUCUCCUCGUCCAACAGGGACGAGAUAUGCCUCUUCUUAAGACAGAAUCAACACCAUUGCCGCAGAAGACAUGCCCGUUAGUAAAGACAGAUAAAGCUGAGAAUGUGCUCUUUGGACCUCAUGAUAUUUCCCACCUCUCAGAUGAAGUGCAGGUUACUCAUGGCUCAGUACCACUGAUGAAAACCAGUAAAUUAUUUCCAGAUUUGAAUGACAAUGAGACCUUGUCGCUCAGUGCCACCAAAGCAAUCAUCACCAUAUUUGAUGAUAAUGUUUCGAAUAAAAAGGAAUGUGAAACAUGGACAGGAGCACAACAGAAAGCAAAAGUUAUUUUGGAAUCGUUUGAAAAUCCUUUUAAAAUGUACUUGCCUUAUGAGGAUAGUAACGCAUACAUCUCUCAAGCAGCCAAGUUUGAUCCUUCCACCAAGAUAUACGAAGUGAGUAACAGGUGGAAGUUGCUAAGCCAGGAAUGCUUACAGAAGGAAGUCAAGCAACAAGAGAAAACCCCAAAAGUGAAAGAAACUCCAAAGCCUGCAGUUGACCGACAGCAGGAAGAACAGGAUUAUGUUGCUGCAGUGCAAGAUAUCCCCUCAGUCAGACAGCAGGCUGCUAUGGCAGCAGACCAGCAAAUGGUGAAGAGGGAACAAGCAAAGCGCAGACCAGGAGGUGAAACAACACCUCCGGAAAAGAAGCGUAAACUGGGAAAUGAGAAGCCAAAAAAUCCCAAAAAUGUCAAACCAUUCGAUUAUAGCAAGACUGAUUUUAAAGUAUUUGCAGCUGGAAGCAAGUCUAAAGAAUCAACACAGUUUGAUCCAAACCUUCAAGCAGAUAUGCCUCAAACUAAGAAAACGGGAAAGAGGAAUCGUCAAUCAGCAGGAAGCAAGAGCAUGUCCUUCACAAGCAAAUCAGAAAGAGGUUUCAGGCACAGUUGGCCAUCAAGAUAGAAAAUUGUGCUUGGAAUAUGCCGAGUUGAACAAAGGCACCAUCUUUGUCGACCGUUGCUGUUUCCACGUUGAUAUUAUGUAUUCAAUUGCUUUUAAUUUCUGGGACAUCGUUGCACUAUGUGAAAAGCAUUUUACAAUAAAUCUUUUGCAAAAUUGUUAAA